CGCCCGGACGUUUCACAGGCACGCAACGAGUUCCGGUUGGUGAUGUCAGUUUUCUGUGCAUGCCGCGGAGUGUAGCUUCUGUCAAAGUUGUAGCUGCUGCACAGCCGACCUGCCGACAUGGGGAUUUUGGAGAAAAUCGCGGAAAUAGAGAGAGAAAUCUCUCGGACACAGAAAAACAAAGCCACUGAGUACCAUCUGGGUUUGCUCAAGGCCAAGCUAGCCAAAUACAGAGCUCAGCUCCUGGAGCCCUCCAAGUCAGCGGGGGCCAAAGGCGAGGGCUUCGAUGUCAUGAAAUCAGGAGACGCUCGUGUUGCUCUUAUCGGUUUCCCCUCUGUGGGUAAGUCCACCUUCCUUAGUUUGAUGACGUCAACGGCCAGUGAAGCGGCUUCCUACGAGUUCACCACCCUCACCUGCAUACCUGGUGUCAUAGAGUACAAAGGGGCCAACAUCCAGCUGCUCGAUCUGCCAGGAAUCAUCGAGGGUGCUGCCCAAGGUAAGGGUAGAGGUCGGCAGGUCAUCGCUGUCGCCAGGACAGCAGACGUCGUCAUCAUGAUGUUGGAUGCCACCAAAGGGGAUGUUCAGAGAGAACUUCUAGAAAAAGAGUUGGAGUCAGUGGGCAUUAGACUCAACAGGACAAAACCAAAUAUUUAUUUCAAGCCCAAGAAAGGUGGCGGCCUCUCCUACAACUCCACUGUUCCUCUCACCCACUGCUCAGAGAAACUCGUCCAGCUCAUCCUUCACGAAUACAAAAUCUUUAACGCAGAAGUCCUCUUCAGGGAGGACAGCACACCAGACGAGUUCAUCGAUGUCAUCGUCGGGAACAGAGUUUACAUGCCUUGUCUUUAUGUGUACAAUAAGGUGGAUCAAAUCUCCAUCGAGGAGGUGGACCGCCUGGCUCACAGACCUCACAGUGUCGUCAUCAGUUGUGGGAUGAAGUUGAACCUGGAUUACCUUCUGGAGACGUUGUGGGAAUACCUGGCUCUGAUUUGCAUUUACACUAAGAAAAGAGGAGAGCGCCCAGACUUUACUGAUGCCAUCAUUAUGAGAAGAUCAGCAUCUGUAGAACACGUGUGCCAUCGAAUCCACAGAACCUUAGCCAGCCAGUUCAAAUAUGCCCUGGUUUGGGGAACCAGUACCAAGUACAGCCCUCAGAGGGUCGGUCUAACACACAUCAUGGAGCACGAGGACGUCAUCCAGAUCGUGAAGAAGUAAAAAAAAAUAAAAAGCUCCUGAUUGGACAGAGAGACUGAGGAGGAGGUGUCAGUCGGGGGAGUUAAGACGGAACAAAAAGACCCACUGUACAGUAGAUAUAUACAACAAUAGUCGCAAUUCUUAUUUUGUAUAUGAAAAUUAACAAAAGACGCUGAAAGAGACGACCUUAUUUAAGUCGGUUGCGGACAGGAAAUGGUGUAUUUUACCUUUGAUUAAGAUAAAAAAGAUACAUUGAUUCAGAGAGAAAAACAGGAAGACAACGAAUAAAGAACAUAAAAUCUUUAAUGAA
Molecule: messenger RNA, 1501 nt
Organism: Plectropomus leopardus (leopard coralgrouper)
Lineage: Eukaryota; Metazoa; Chordata; Actinopteri; Perciformes; Serranidae
Gene: drg2
Product: developmentally regulated GTP binding protein 2
Molecular function (GO): GTPase activity; GTP binding
Source: RefSeq, a predicted model, not a curated record